ACUCAACACGAAACCAAGCCCAUACAAGCUGUUCCCACUAACCCUAUAGUGGACCCAUUUGCUGCUAUUCCACUAAACAAUUUGGACAGCUCUUAUCCUUUUGGCUUAUUCACUUUCAGUUCUGAUUCAACAUCAGCAGGACCUUCCCAAAACCCUGUCAAUGAUUCCAACAUGAGUGACUCAAGUAAGAAGGCUUCAGCUGUCUCAAAUCCACAACCAAAGAAGGACGCAUUCCAUGUCAAGUCUGGAAUUUGGGCAGAUUCCCUCAGCCGUGGACUGAUUGAUCUUAAUAUAUCUGCUCCCAAGAAGGUUUCACUUGCAGAUGUGGAUGUAGUUGGUGGGUUAAGUGAUGGUUCGGAUGAAAGGGAAAGGGGUCCCCCAACUUCAUUUUACAUGGGAAGAGCCGUGGGUACAGGGACUGGUCUUGGUAUGUCAGGUUUUACAUCAUCACAAGCGACCAGUGGAGACGACUUCUCAAGCUUUGCUAGACAAUCUCAAUAUGGUAGCUUCAAGAAAUAAUUCGUCCAUUUUUUCCCUUUUCUUGUUUGACUUCUCAUUUUUUUUGUCUUGAGUAUUCACCAAAAGUAUAUUGUCUCAAGAGAAACGGUUUGGGGUUUCUUCUGUACGGACACCGAACAGCAUUUCUGGUAUGAUGUUGUAAGUAUUAAGAGUCGAUGAAUGCCGUGGAAAGGUAACUUGUGUGAAUUGGAUGGUUGUUGAGUUCUGUGGGCCAUUAGUUUUAUGGAGCAACUAUAGUGUUCGAGUUUAAUGGUGCUCUGUUCAGUUUCAACCCAGUAGAGGAAUGUGAUAGUAAAUUAGAGGUUUGCAAUAAAAUGAGAAUAUAAGCCUGGACAUUU
Molecule: messenger RNA, 857 nt
Organism: Syzygium oleosum
Lineage: Eukaryota; Viridiplantae; Streptophyta; Magnoliopsida; Myrtales; Myrtaceae
Product: clathrin interactor EPSIN 1-like
Exons: 2
Coding region: 172-519 (115 amino acids)
Source: RefSeq, a predicted model, not a curated record